UCAGCUUGGCACAGCCUAUGUGUCUGCCACCACAGGGGCAGUAGCCACGGCUCUAGGACUAAAUGCACUAACAAAGCACAUAUCUCCCCUCGUAGGGAGGUUAGUUCCCUUCGCCGCUGUUGCUGCUGCUAACUGCAUCAACAUCCCUCUCAUGAGGCAACGGGAACUGAAACAUGGCAUUCCGAUAACCGACGAGAACGAUAACCGGUUAGGAGAGUCAACGACCGCCGCUAAGCAGGCUAUCUCCCAGGUGGUGGUGUCUAGAAUCCUCAUGGCCUCUCCUGGAAUGGCUAUCCCUCCAUUUUUAAUGAACACCUUGGAAAAGAAAGCCUUCCUGAAGAAGUUCCCGUGGAUGAGUGCACCUAUUCAAGUGGUCUUGGUGGGAUUCUGCCUGGUGUUCGCCACUCCACUGUGCUGUGCACUGUUCCCCCAGAAGAGCUCUAUGUCAGUAAGCCGAUUGGAGCCAGAGCUUCAGGAGAAGAUCCGGGUGAGCCACCCCGGUGUGGAGAGGGUCUACUUCAAUAAAGGACUAUGAGUGUCCAGCCCAACAGUAGCCUUCCUCAGAGCAGCUCUACUGGCAGACACCACAACCCUCCUCAUUCUGUGUGCCAAAGUUCACUUCUGCUUCUCAUCAUCUCCUCUUUUCUCUCCUCUGCUCCUCAGACAGAAUCCCUUGAUUCUCUCCCCUCUCUGUCUCCCUCCGCCCGCUCUCUCGUUCCAUCUCCCCU
This is a messenger RNA of Salvelinus sp. IW2-2015, 728 nucleotides long. RefSeq names its product sideroflexin-1. Gene Ontology annotation, molecular function: monoatomic ion transmembrane transporter activity. Gene Ontology annotation, cellular component: mitochondrial inner membrane. The record is from RefSeq and is a predicted model, not a curated record. Gene Ontology annotation, biological process: serine import into mitochondrion; monoatomic ion transport. NCBI's taxonomy places the organism in Eukaryota, Metazoa, Chordata, Actinopteri, Salmoniformes, Salmonidae.